Nanorana parkeri is the source of this 1337-nucleotide messenger RNA. RefSeq names its product adhesion G protein-coupled receptor L3-like. Lineage: Eukaryota; Metazoa; Chordata; Amphibia; Anura; Dicroglossidae. Gene Ontology annotation, biological process: G protein-coupled receptor signaling pathway. The record is from RefSeq and is a predicted model, not a curated record. Gene Ontology annotation, cellular component: membrane. The transcript is spliced from 2 exons. Gene Ontology annotation, molecular function: G protein-coupled receptor activity. The coding region runs from base 88 to 852 and encodes 254 amino acids.
AGGUAAUACUGAAUAAGGCCAGCUGGUCAAGGAGCCUUUCAGUUCUCAUAAGAGGGACUGCUGAACAAUGCCAGGGAUACAAGUGUCAUGGAUACUCUACCACUGAAUGGUAACCAUGUGAACAGUUACAGCAUUGCAACUGGAGGAUACCUUACUGACUGCGUGAAAAUAAUUGACCGUGGCUUUAACCACAAAGAGACUGCCUUAGAAAAAAAAAUUCUGAAGGAACUUACUUCUAACUACAUACCUUCCUAUAUGAACAAUCAUGAGCAUUCAUGUGAACAAAGUCGAAAUCUGGUGAAUAAGUUGAUAAAUAACAUAAACAACAUAAAAGAGGAUGAAUCAAUUGUCCUUGAUGAUGCCACCUCUUUUAUUAAUGAUGAGAUAUUGGGUAUAGAACUUAUACAUGAGGAGUCUGAUGCCCCACUGUUGCCCUCACGUGUUUACCCUGCUGACAGUCACCAGCCUCUUCACUUUAACAGGAAAAAGAUUCCACCAGAUAACAGUGAAAGUUUUUUCCCCUUGUUAAAUAAUGAGCACACUGAAGCAAUGCAAUCACCAAACAAGGAUUCUCUUUAUACCAGCAUGCCUACAUUAACUGGCAUAGCUGUCACAGGAAGCAUAACCACUAGCACUCAGACUGAUUCUUCGCCAGCCAAAACUAGGGAUUCAGAAGAUUUAUACUACAAAAGCAUGCCAAAUUUGGGCAACCGGAAUAACAUCCAUCAGCUUCACACUUACUACCCUUUAGGACGAGGGAGCAGUGAUGGAUUCAUAGUCUCGCCAAACAGAGAUGAAUCUCCCAUUGAAGAAAACUGCAAAGAACCAGCUCACCUUGUCACAAGUCUAUAGAAUAUAAAAGGGGAAAAAUCAUGUUAACAAACUGUUUUAUGAUUUACUUUAAGAAAUAAUAUUGUGUGUGCUCCUAAAUCUUUAUGCUGUAAGACUUUUUUUAAACUGGCAUUUUUAGUCCUGUGUACAGGAUACCAAUGUAAUGCUCUCAUUUUGUUUCUAUUUUCAUCCCAAAAUAGACUUCAUUAUGUUAAUGAAACAAAGCAUUUGACAGCACUCUUUGUGGCCUUCUUUAAUUAUGCUGUAUAAAGAAACUAGAUAAUGUUUCUAGUUUCAAGAUGAGUUCUAGUUUCUAGAUGACCUCUGACAUAUUCAGGACUGGACAACAUUAAUUUAAAGGGUAAUGGCCUAUAUGAAGUAAACACUGGUGUAUACUGCAUUUAGCAUUCAAACGUACCUAUAAAGUUCAACAGAACACAGUGCCAGGCAAUGCCUUAUUUCUGGGCAAUGCUAUCCAGCUUCUUACUGUUUGAUGCCAUUGAUAU